Messenger RNA from Drosophila arizonae, 385 nucleotides. RefSeq lists its product as uncharacterized. Lineage: Eukaryota; Metazoa; Arthropoda; Insecta; Diptera; Drosophilidae. The record is from RefSeq and is a predicted model, not a curated record.
AUUUUGAAUUCAGUAACGAAUCGAACGACAAGCGAGCAACAUGGCAGAGGUACAGCAGGUGAACAUACAGUGCGAGUGCCCCCACCAUCAUGGACCGCUCUUUCUGCUCAAGCCCUGGGCUUGGGGUCGUCCGUGUCGUCGCUGCCAGCGCAUGAUGGAGCGCAAUGUGGUCGUCGUGCCCACCCAGGGUUCAGCUGCCGUCUCAGUGACUCCCGCCCUCACGAAUCGAUCAUCCCCUGUUGUGGUCUCCACAACGACGACACAGACAGUACCAGGGCUACAGGUGCAGCAAGUGCAACAGGUGCAGCAGGUGGUCACCACACAGCAAACAUUGUCACCCGCAUAUAAUGAAACAUUGGUUAUUAGCUGAGUCAAGGAAGUGAAG